AUGUUUUUUAUUACAGGCGCAGUGGGUGGCGAUGGAGACGGCGAUGAUGCUGAUGCCAAGGAAAAGGCAGAGGAAGAGGAAAGAGAACGAUUGGAGGCUAUCAAAGAAGCCGAGGAACGACGUAAGGAAAAACAUCGUAAAAUGGAAGAAGAAAGAGAAAAGAUGAGACAAGAAAUUCGAGAUAAGUACAAUAUCAAGAAAAAAGAAGAAAUAGUAGAACAAGCACCGCAAGAAGAACCAAAUCCAUUGAUGCGAAAGAAAAAGACACCUGAAGAAUUGGCAGCCGAAGCGGAAGCAGAAGAUUUAGAUGACUUUACGAAACUGAAAAACCAAAUAGAAACACAAGUAAAUGAGCUAAAGACUCAAAUAGAAGGAAAAUGUGUAAUGCAGUGAUAUGUCAUCAUGAUCAUAUAUAAUAUAUAUUAAAAAACUAAACUACAAUAAACAAAAAUUAAAAAAAUACCAAAAAAAAUUAAAAAAAAAUUAACAAAAAAAAUUCAAAAAAAAAUCAGUCAUCAUAGCACGCAAACAAAAAUAAGUUGUUGUAAGAGUAUAAAAUAAAAUUAAACAAAAAAAAAACCCAAGAAAAAAAAAUGUUAUAUAACAAAAUUCAACAAAAUUAAGAAACCAAAAACAUCACCAACUCAUCAUCAACCAUCAUUAUUUGAAAAAUCAUCAGAAUUUAAAAUAUAACUAAAAUGCAGACAUAAAAAAUCGUAUAUAUUCAUAGAUAUAUACAUAUAUAUAAAAUAAGCUAUAUAUACAUAUACACAUACAUGUACAUAUUAUUAUUUUUUUUCAUAUUAUAUAAACAAAAGAAAAAAAAUAUUCUAGAGAACAAAUAUAUAUACAAGUAUAUAAUAUUUAGAUACAAAAUAAUAAUAUGUAUUAAAAAACAUAGAAAUAUACGUAUAUAUACAUAUAUACAUAAAUAUAGAUAUAUAUGAAUAUAUUUAUAUAUACGUUCAAUAUGAUUUAAUGAAAUAUGUACGUUAUAUAUAAAUAACUAUACAUAUAUUUGAUAAUAAAACAAAUCACAACAAAAUAUACAACAAAACAAAAAGCUGACUGCAUAUAUAUAUAUAUAUAUAUAUAUUUAUUAUUAUAUAUUAUUAUAAAAUAUACAUUGUUACAAUAUAAUAUAUAGAGAAUAUUAAAUGAAUAUUACAUUUAUUAAACAAUUUACUCUUAAUUAUUAAAACAAAAAAUUAAAAAUUUCGUUCUAAUUUUGAUCCAGAUUUUAUCCAAACUCUUCAUAUUUUUUUCUUGCUGACUAAUUUCUUUAUUAAAUCUUUUGUACUACACGGAAUUGUACUAUGGAACAAUUCUUGAAUGAAAAACCUUCUAAAAUUACUCAACCAUAAAAAAAAAAAUUCUAAAUUAAUUAUUUUCUCAUAAACUACACGGUAUUAAAAAUACAAAAUUAACUAAGAACACUUAUAAAUUCGGGAGAAGAAAUUUCAAUUAAUUUUAAUUUUCUUUCUAAAACUCAACAUCAACAAAAUACACGAUAAAAAAAUUUCAAAAUACAUAGGUACAAUUAAAUUAUUAAUUAUUAUACGUCGUAUACGUAUAAUACCUUUUCAUUUUUAAUAUAAAUAUAACUUUUACAAUGUACAAUUAAAAAUAUAUUUAUAUUAUUUAAUUAAAAUACAUAUUAUAUUGUAUAAUAACGAUUAUGUGUUCAAAACCAAAGAAAUAUAAAAAAAAAAACAAAAAUGCAUAUUAUAUUAUACAAAAUAAUAAAAUAAAAAUCGAAAAUCAGCAACUUUCAACGACUUUAAUUAAAAAUCUUCAACAAAAUAUUAAAAACACUAAUAAUUGAAUCGAUAAUUUAAUAAAAACAAAAUUUAAUGAUUUUAUUAAAUUAAGAAACAAAAAUACUUAUAUGGUAUAUUUUAUUAAAUAAACUUUACUACAAUAUAAAUUAUAACAACUUGAUGUGUCCCGAGAACAAAGAGAUUUAAAUUACAACAAAUAAAUAUUGAGACAAGUAUAUACAUUUAUACAUAUUUAUAUUUAAAUAUUUAUAUAAGAAAACUGAAAAUAUAUUGAAAGAAUAUAACAAAAUUUUUUUAGUAAAUUCAGCAUUUUCAGAUGUUUUUGAAAAAGAAGAGAUUACAUAAUAUUUUGAGAAAAACUAAUUUUAAAAAUUUUGAAAUGCGAUUUUACACACUUUUGUAAUUAAUUUUGUAAAACAGACAAAAUGCUUUGUUGCUAUAACAAAAAUAUGUGUGUUGAUUUCUUCUUCUGAAUGAUAAUUUUCCGUGUAACAAAACCUAUAUAUUAUAUUAUUUGAUUUUUUUUCUACUUUUAACAUAAAUAUAAGCAUAUUAGUGUUAAUUCGUAUUAUAUAUUUAAUCGUAAUAUUAUAUUAUGCUGUAAAAAAAUAUUAUAUUCUUAAAUUAUACAUGUAUGUGUUUUCUUUAAAUAUUAUAAUUAAUAAUAUUAAAAUUAAUAAUAAAAUUAUAAAAUUAUUUGAAAAAUGAUUGUUGUAUACAGGAAAAUACAUUUUCUAUAUAAAUAUUUAAAUGUUGAUUUUUUUGAUUUUAAGUUAAAUGAAUAUAUAGCAACAAUUUUCAAAAAUACACUUUUUUUAUAUAAUGUAUUAUAUAAGAAUACUAUUAUUACUAUAAAUUAAUUUAACUUUUACAUAAAUCGGUAAAAUUGAUUAGAUAUUAAAGUAAAAUUAAUAAAAUAUUCAAUAUAUAUGCUAAUGAUUUAAUCUGGAUGAUAUAAUCGGUUUUCCUAUAAUCAAUUAAAUAUGAUGAAAAUUAUUUUAAAUACAAGACAUGAAAUGAAAACAGCAAUAUUUAUUAAAUGUCAAAAUAAAAAUUAUUAUAUUUCUUUUUGCGAAAUGCAUGAAUAACAAUUUUAAAAUUAACGUCUAUUACGAAAGCGAAGUAUGUUAAUUUUUAUGAGAUAUUUAAUAAAAUUGGGAUUCAUGAUUGCUUCAUGUUGAUUAAGUAAUUCUGUUUGAAUAUAUUUUUCUUCUUAAUUAAAUUUAUUUGAGAUACAAUAAUAUUAUAUACAUAUACAUUAAAAUAUAAGAUAUAAGCAUACAACCAUUGUAACAUAAUUACAAAAAAAGUCAUCGUCAGCAACAAUAUGUGUGUCAAUUAUUAAAGUGAAAAUAAAUUAAAGAUUAUAUAUUUAAAAUAAAAUACAAAUUAACACAUUUAUUAUAUACACUAUAUUAAUUAACACUAUUAGCUAAGAAGCAAAAAUAAAAAAAAAAACCAAAAAUAUAUAAAAUUCUAUAGUAUAUAGUGUUUUUUAUGUUUUUUUUUAAUAGCAAAAUAUAAUAUAAAGAAUUUAUGUAUAUAUAUGUAUUCAUAUAUAUGUAUAUACACAUAUAUAUAGAUAUAUAUAUAUAUAUAUAUAUAUCUAUAUAUUACAUAUUUAAGUAUGCAUGUAUAAUGUAAAUAUAAAAAUUUUAAUAAUUGAAAUAUUUGUUAUAAAAUAUAUAAUAAGAAUAACCUUUACAAAUUAUUUAAUAUUUAUGGAAAAACCAAAAUACUGUAUUUCACAUUAUAUCCAUAACGUAAUAAUCGAUUUAAAAUAUAUAUGUAAUAUGAUAUAGAUUACAGUUUUACAAUUUGAUUUCUGUUUUAUUUUCUUUCUAAGAAAUUUCCAUAAAAAUUUCUACAUUUAAUACCUAUAAUUUUAAUAUUUAUAAUGUCAUGAUUAAAAACAUUCACUGAUGAUAUUAUUUCACAGGCCAAUAAUUAAUUUUAUAUUAAUACUAAUAUUUCAUUGUAUUUUUACUUAUCAAUUUUAGUAAAAUCUUUUAACAAAUUUCCAAAUAAGCUGCCGAAGUGAAAAUUGCAUACAAUGUACAUACAUAAUUACCAAUUUUGAGAAAAUUCUAAUUUAACAAAACAGAAUCUUUUAAAAGGCCUGAAAAUUUACACUCCCCCAUUUAUUUAAAUUUAAUUUAAAGGAAUUUUAAUUUUUAUGUUUUUUGAAUGUAAUACGAAUAUUUUUCAAUACUUGUAAUUAAAAAGUGCUUUGACCACUAAUAUUGUUAUAUCAAAAAUCGACGGAAUAUAAAUUAUCCCAAAAAAAUCAGGUUUACAUAAUAAAAAGAAAUAAUAAAAUAAUAUAUUAAUAACAUUUCAUUAUACAUACAUACAAAUAUACACAUAUAUAUAUUCGUGUAUAUAUACUAUAUUUUUACAGAAAUGAAAGUAUAUUUAUAUACAUACCAUUUAUAUAUACAUACAUACACAUUUUAGAUGCCAUGUUAGUAUUAAAACAAUUCUGAUGUAAAAAAAAAUAAUUAACUUUAAAUCGUAAAAAAGAAGUUUCAUUGCAAAAAAAAAAAACAAAGAAGAAAAAUUAUAUAUGCAUAUAUACAUAUAUUAGAGUAAAUAAAUAAUAAUUAAAAUAAAAAAAUUAUAUAAAUCAAGUGAAAUUUUUUUCGAAAUUGUUUGUUAUAUUAAAAAAAAACAUAAGCUGUUUAAUAUACUUAUACAUUAUUAUAUUGUAUUUAAAAAAAAAUUUAAUUAAAAUGAAUAUUAUAUACAUACGUAUAAAACUGCAUUAAUAUAUGUAUAUAUAUUAUAUAUACAUAGAAAAGCGUAAAAAAAUGUUCUAGUUGAUAAAUGUGUAAAACUUGAGUUUAAAAAAUUAUUUAAAAAAUAAAGAAAAAAAUAAAUAACAAGCACAUUGAGUUUUAACUUCAAUGAAUUUUACAUUAAGCAAAAAAUAAAUAAGAAAAAAAAUAAAAUAAAUUAUAUAUAUAGUAGAAUUUUAAAUUGAUUGAAGACAUUAUUAUGUAGUUAAAGAACAAAUAAAAAAAAUUAUAUAACAAAAAAAAAAAAAAAGAAAAACUAUAUUGUUAUUUUUGAAUACACAGAAAAUAAACUUAAAAAAAAGCAUAAAUAUAAAAAAAAAUUUAGAAUCAUAGUUUGUUGAGAUUUAGUAACUUGAAGAAGCAGACAAUGCAAACAUUAUAUAAAUAAUAUAUUAAUUAUAUCAUAUACUUAUACAUUAAUAAGCAUAUUUGAAAUUUUAUAAUAAAAAAUAAUAUAAUAAAGAAUUGUGAAAAUAAAAAUGAAUAAAUUUCAAAUUUGAUUUUAUCGCAAGAGCAAACAAAACCAGAAUAAAUCAAUAACGAAGAAUUUUUCUUCGAAAUAUUAAUUAUUUCCAAAGAAUUAAUGAAAUUAUUUAUUAAUUAAAGAAAAACUUAUUAGUUUUUAUUAUAAUUAUAAUGAAUGUUCUGAAUUUUUUUUUUAAUUGGCUCGAAUCAACAUUUUUCUUAUGUAUAUACAUAAAUAUGUUUUUUGAAGAUUAUAUUUUUCAAUUUUCGGAAUUUUAUUGAAUUUAAAAUAAUUUAUUUGAUUUUAUAAAUAUAAAAUUCAGGUUACAAUUAAUUACAAAAUUUUCUUGACAUUAUUAAUCUUCUAAAUAUGAAUAAAAUAAUUUUUUUCAAAUUUUCUACUUUUUAAAAUUUUCCACUAUUCAUAUUUAUAAAAUGAAAUUCUCAAACAUUUCAAAUAAAUUAUAAUUAUACACAAUAUAUUAUUUCUUUUUUUUCUUAAAUAUUCACAUUUCUUGAUAAUUAGGCGAUAAUUAUAAUUCGCUCAUAAAUUAAUGUAAAUAUUUUCCAAAUGAUCAUAAAUAACCGAAUGAGUUAAAAGUUUAUUAAAUAAAAUAAAGAUUUCAAAAAAUAAUUAUUUUAUAUAAAUUUGAUUAUCAUUUUUGUGUUAUAUAUUAUACAAGCUUAUACGAAAUCACCUUUAAUCAAAGGAAUUUCGUAUUAGUUAAAAGAAAAAAUUCAUCAACUUUUACAACGAAAUUCAGGAUCCAAAAAUAAAACCAAAUAAUAAAAAGACAAAGAAACGAAGUUAAUCAAAUA
Molecule: messenger RNA, 5863 nt
Organism: Condylostylus longicornis
Lineage: Eukaryota; Metazoa; Arthropoda; Insecta; Diptera; Dolichopodidae
Gene: cpx
Product: complexin
Exons: 4
Coding region: 1-393 (130 amino acids)
Biological process (GO): neurotransmitter transport; synaptic vesicle exocytosis; regulation of neurotransmitter secretion
Cellular component (GO): terminal bouton; SNARE complex
Molecular function (GO): syntaxin binding
Source: RefSeq, a predicted model, not a curated record